Molecule: messenger RNA, 6770 nt
Organism: Rana temporaria (common frog)
Lineage: Eukaryota; Metazoa; Chordata; Amphibia; Anura; Ranidae
Gene: SLIT2
Product: slit guidance ligand 2
Biological process (GO): negative chemotaxis; negative regulation of cell growth; retinal ganglion cell axon guidance
Molecular function (GO): calcium ion binding; heparin binding; Roundabout binding
Source: RefSeq, a predicted model, not a curated record
UUAGAACCUCCUCCUCCUCCUCUCUCAGGCUACAAUGUGCAGUUAGUUAGCAGACAGGCUCUGCAAAGCAGCAUGCACAGGCUAUUCUCUGUGUAUACAACAAGGCUGGAGUGAAAAGCUUUUGCAGGGAAUAAAACUUACUGUGCAGAUACCUGUCUGCUUUCAACUGCAUACACUGAGCUGAAGGGAUAUCACAGCAAUACAGAGGCGGCACAAACGGAGAUGCAGAAAUUCAUUCACUGCCUGAAGGAUUGCUCUGGACGCUGAAGGCAGGAAUCACAAUCAACUCACUUGGUCUCUGACGGGAAUAUAAAAGCUUGGUGCUCAGAAAAUAAAAGAGAGAAGUUGCUUUGGAUCCUCGGAUUGGUGCAGCCACCAUGCGUUUUGGAUAAACGACUAGCGCUCCGUGUCCGCCAGAUUUCAAACUUGAGUAUUUUAACAAGUUCUUCAAAAUCGGCGAGCCCCAGAUUGUCCGGCUGGUAUACCCAGCUUGGUGAAAACUAAUUUUCUUUUGUUUUGUUUUAUUGUUUUCUUUCUUGGCUUCUGUUCUCCUUGGCAUUGUCCAGUUGGUUUUUACGAAUGUUUGUGGGAUUUGUGAAGAAGAAAAUGUGUGGCGUAGGUUUCUGGAAGCUUUCCAUCUCGGUGGGGUUGGUGUUGGUGAUCUUGAGCGAGGUGGCACCUCAACCGUGCCCGACUCAGUGCACUUGUAGUGGGACCACGGUGGACUGCCAUGGGUUAUCUUUGCGUAGCGUGCCACGCAACAUUCCCCGGAACACGGAAAGGCUAGAUUUGAAUGGUAACAAUCUCACAAGAAUAACAAAGACAGACUUUGCAGGUCUGCGUCAUCUUCGUGUUUUGCAGCUUAUGGAGAACAAGAUUAGCACCAUUGAAAGGGGAGCGUUUCAAGAUCUGAAAGAGCUGGAUAGAUUACGUUUGAAUCGAAAUAAUCUUCAGGUGUUUCCGGAAUUGCUUUUCCUGACGACUCCGAAGCUCUACAGACUAGACCUCAGUGAAAACCAGAUCCAGGCCAUCCCAAGAAAGGCGUUCCGUGGAGCGGUAGAUAUUAAAAAUCUGCAACUGGAUUUUAACCAGAUCAGCUGCAUUGAAGAUGGGUCUUUCCGAGCUCUGCGCGACCUGGAAGUGCUUACCCUCAACAAUAACAACAUCACUCGACUUUCAGUGGCAAGCUUCAACCACAUGCCAAAACUGCGAAUUUUUCGACUUCACUCCAACAACUUAUACUGUGACUGUAAUCUGGCCUGGCUAUCAGACUGGCUGCGGCAGAGGCCCCGUGUCGGCCUGUACACUCAAUGUAUGGGACCUACCCACCUGAGAGGACACAACGUGGCUGAAGUUCAGAAGCGGGAAUUCAUAUGUACAGGUCAGCAGUCCUUCACGGUAUCUUCUUGCAGUCUCCUGCACUGCCCGGUUGCCUGCACCUGCAGUAAUAACAUUGUGGAUUGCCGAGGAAAAGGAUUGACUGAGAUCCCUACCAACCUGCCUGAGACCAUCACCGAAAUGAGAUUAGAGCAAAACUCAAUCAAGGUCAUACCUCCAGGGGCUUUCUCACCGUAUAAAAAACUACGAAGAAUUGAUUUAAGCAACAACCAGAUAUCGGAAAUUGCUCCAGAUGCAUUUCAAGGCCUGCGUUCCCUCAACUCCUUGGUUCUCUAUGGAAACAAAAUCACAGAGCUCCCUCAGAGUGUGUUUGAAGGCCUGUUUUCAUUACAGCUACUAUUGCUCAAUGCCAACAAGAUAAAUUGUCUGCGGGUAGGUGCUUUCCAGGAUCUCCACAACCUGAACCUUCUGUCUUUGUAUGACAACAAACUUCAAACCAUUGCCAAGGGCACAUUCGCUCCUCUUCGUGCCAUUCAAACACUGCAUUUGGCUCAGAACCCAUUUAUCUGUGACUGCCAUCUGAAGUGGCUGGCGGAUUAUCUUCAUACAAACCCUAUUGAGACCAGUGGUGCCCGCUGCACCAGCCCCCGCCGACUGGCAAACAAAAGAAUCGGGCAGAUCAAAAGCAAGAAAUUCCGCUGUUCAGGUACAGAAGACUACAGGUCCAAACUAAGUGGAGAUUGUUUUGCUGACCUGGCAUGUCCAGAGAAGUGUCGUUGUGAAGGAACUACUGUAGACUGUUCAAACCAGAAGCUCAAUAAAAUCCCAGAUCACAUUCCUCAGUACACAGCUGAGCUGCGUCUCAAUAAUAAUGAGUUUACAGUUAUAGAAGCAACUGGAAUCUUUAAGAAGCUCCCACAGCUGCGGAAAAUAAAUCUAAGCAAUAACAAGAUUACUGAUAUUGAAGAAGGAGCCUUUGAGGGAGCCAAUGGAGUGAAUGAGCUCAUCCUGACAAGCAACCGAAUAGAGAAUGUUCACCAUAAAAUUUUUAAAGGCCUGGAUGGACUAAAAUCUCUGAUGCUGAGAAGUAAUCACAUUAGCUGUGUGAAUAAUGACAGUUUUACUGGCCUGAGCUCUGUGCGAUUACUUUCUCUGUAUGACAAUCAGAUUGUCACAGUUGCCCCUGGAGCAUUCGACACAUUGCAUUCCCUGUCUACACUGAACCUUCUGGGGAACCCAUUUAACUGUAACUGUCACCUGGCCUGGCUGGGAAACUGGCUUAGGAAGAAACGUAUUGUGACUGGAAAUCCAAGAUGCCAAACAUACUUCCUGAAGGAGAUUCCCAUACAAGAUGUUGCAAUACAGGACUUUACCUGUGAUGAUGGCAAUGAUGACAACACUUGCUCACCACUCGCUCGUUGCCCAGCAGAAUGUACCUGCUUAGAUACAAUGGUUCGCUGCAGUAACAAAGGACUAAAAGCAUUACCUAAAGGCAUUCCUAAGGAUGUCACAGAGCUGUACUGGAAUGGAAAUCAGUUUAACCUUGUCCCGAAGGAGCUGUCCAAUUAUAGGCACUUGACACUUAUUGACCUGAGCAAUAACAAGAUCAGCACUUUGUCCAAUCAUAGCUUCAGCAAUAUGACACAGCUUCUCACCUUGAUUCUAAGUUACAAUCGACUAAGAUGCAUUCCUCUACGGGCUUUCAGUGGACUUAAUUCCCUAAGACUCCUAUCCCUCCAUGGAAAUGAUGUAUCCUCUGUACCACAAGGAGCAUUCAACGACCUCUCCUCUCUGUCACACUUGGCCAUCGGGGCAAACCCUCUGCACUGCGACUGUAACUUGCAAUGGUUGUCAGAAUGGGUGAAGUCUGAAUACAAGGAACCUGGUAUUGCUAGGUGUGCUGGACCUGGGGACCUGGCAGAAAAACUUCUUCUUACUACUCCAUCCAAAAAGUUCACGUGUCAUGGACCAGUGGAUGUCAACAUUCUUGCCAAAUGUAACCCAUGUUUAUCAAAUCCCUGCAAAAAUGAGGGCACCUGCAACAAUGACCCAGUUGACUUCUAUCGCUGUACAUGUCCCUAUGGCUUUAAGGGUCAAGACUGUGAUGUACCUAUUCAUGCUUGUAUCAGCAACCCAUGUAAACAUGGAGGAACUUGCCACUUGAAGGAAGGAGAUAAAGAUGGAUAUUGGUGUACCUGUUCAGAUGGCUUUGAAGGUGAAAACUGUGAGGUGAACAUUGAUGACUGUGAAGAUAAUGACUGUGAGAAUAAUUCCACUUGUGUGGAUGGAGUCAACAACUACACCUGCCUCUGUCCACCAGAAUACACAGGAGAACUAUGUGAAGAGAAGCUGGAUUUCUGCUCCCAGGAAGUAAACCCAUGUCUACACGACUCCAAAUGCAUCUUGAUACCAAAGGGAUACAAAUGUGACUGCACUCCAGGAUACGUUGGUGAGCACUGUGAAACUGACUAUGAUGACUGCCAAAACAACAAGUGUCGGAAUGGUGCGCGUUGUACGGAUGCCGUGAACGGCUAUACCUGUGUGUGUUCAGAUGGCUUCAGUGGACUCUUCUGUGAGUACCCACCACCCAUGGUCUUACCUCGUACAAGUCCCUGUGAUAAUUUUGAGUGUCUGAAUGGAGCAGAAUGCAUUGUGAAAGGCACUGACCCCUCGUGUCAGUGUGUGUCGGGAUAUCAAGGGAGCAAGUGUGAGAAACUAACAAGCGUCAACUUUGUAAACAAGGAAUCUUACCUGCAAAUGUCAUCGAUGAGGAUCCGCGCACAGACCAAUAUCUCAGUGCAGGUGGCUACAGAUGAAGACAGCGGCAUCUUGCUCUACAAGGGUGACAAGGACCACAUAGCAGUGGAGCUGUACAGAGGAAGAGUACGUGUUAGCUAUGACACUGGAAGCUACCCAGCAUCUGCCAUUUACAGCGUUGAGACGAUAAAUGAUGGCCACUUUCACACCGUGGAACUUGUAAGCCUGGAUCAAACGCUGUCACUGAUAGUGGAUGGAGGAAACCCUAAGACCAUCACUAAUUUGUCAAAACAAUCCUCUCUCGGCUUCGACUCUCCGCUAUAUAUAGGAGGUAUGCCUUUGAAAAACAAUGUUGCUGUUUUGCGGCAAGCUCCUGGACAGAAUGGAACCAGCUUUCAAGGCUGCAUCCGGAACCUGCAUGUAAACAACGAUCUACAAGACUUUAAGAAGUUCAAUCUGCCGACUGGAAUUGUUCAUGGUUGUGAGCCAUGCCACAAGAAGUUAUGCGUGCAUGGAACUUGUCUGGCCACAAGUCCGUCUGGGUUCACUUGUGAGUGUGAAGGAGGCUGGUCAGGACCUCUCUGUGAUCAACAGUCCAAUGACCCUUGUCUGGGAAAUAAAUGUGUACAUGGCACCUGCCUGCCGAUCAAUGCAUUUUCCUACAGCUGUAAAUGUUCCUCAGGCUAUGGUGGAGUUCUGUGUGACGAAAUUGAAGAACAGUUUAACCCUUGCCAGUCUGUUAAAUGUAAACAUGGCAAAUGCCGAAUCUCAGGCCUUGGGAAAGCCUACUGUGAGUGCAACAGUGGCUAUACCGGAGACAGCUGUGAUAAAGAAAUCUCUUGCCGAGGGGAACGGAUCAGAGAUUAUUACCAAAAACAGCAAGGUUAUGCAGCUUGCCAGACGACCGAGAAGGUAUCGAGACUAGAAUGCAGAGGAGGCUGCUCCAAUGGUCAGUGCUGCGGACCCCUGAGAAGCAAGAGACGGAAAUAUGUUUUUGAGUGCACCGACGGUUCCUCAUUUGUGGACGAAGUCGAUAAAGUCAUAAAGUGUGGCUGUACAAAGUGCCCCUCCUAAAUAUGUAACCGUCACGAGUCUUUUGACAAAGUUGUAUACCUUUUGACCGUGUUGGACUAAUUCAAAUUUCAUAGUGGAAAAUAUUUUGAAUUAUAUUGUAAAAUACAGAAACAGACUUAUUUUUAUUAAGAAAAAAAAUGACAUUUUCUUCACUGGCAAUGAAAAAAAAAAAAAAAAGAAGCAAAAAAUGUAAGUUCUUAUCUAGGACUUCUAGUAAAGAAGAAGAUAUGUCAGAAGGACAUUGACACACAAGUCUAAGUAGAUCUCUCCUGCGUGAGAGGAGUUGCAAUUGCUAAUCAACAUGGUUUGCUAUUUACAACAUUCUGAAGAUAAAGAAGAUUCUUGAUGUGUUCUGCCAUCAAGUUGAAAAGUCGUGGGGGGGUUUUGUCCCGGAUAUGAGGUUUGUUAAUUGGCUGUGACAUAUCAGCCCUCUUCAGCCCCACCGAUGGGGAAACCACACAAUUAUGAUAAAGGAAAAGCUGUGAAUGAUAAGGGAUCAAGUUGAAAUCCUGAAGCACUGAGUGCACCCCAACUGAACCGCUGAAACGUAUCGGGAGCUCUGAUGCAUUUCAAGUCAUCUAGACAAGAGCCAAGGAUGGGACUGAGAAUUAGCCCAGAGUAGACUCAUCUUUUCAAUCUGUUAAUGUCAUGUGAUAGCACAAGAAGCAUACGGAGGUCUUCAUCUAGCCUUUUCCAGUAUUAUUUUUUUAUUUUGUUUUAUUUUUGUAAUAUAAAAAAUUAACUAGGCCAUUGGAAAACAUAAAAAAGCAGGUAGUUUUUUUUUUUUUUUUAAUUAGGAAUAAUUUUACAACUUCUAAGGAAAAAAAAGUUUAUAAGCAGUAUUCAGAUUGAAUAAGACAUAUUUAUUGUACCAGAGUACAUCAUUGUUAACAAUUUUAGUUUAUCCCUUUUUUCCAAUGCUUUAAUAUAUAUUAAUUUAUAUUUGUCCUGAUAUUUUUCUAUUUUGAUAAAUGCAAAAUGACUCAAAGGUCAGGAUUUUUUUUUCCUCUUCUAGAACUAACAUGUGUCAGAUGAACUAGUUUUUGUGUUCAAUAAUGUGGUUGUGAUAUGCGCUGUGUGCUCAAUGUUAGGGCGCAUGGUGACAAAUGUACAAUAGAGUGUGUUUACAUUAGAUCAAAAAUGAUAUAGAAGUAUUUUCCCUACAUAUAAUAUAAAUUUAAUGUAUAUUUACGUAAAGAAACUAAAAUUGUGUUGUAGGCAGAUGAACGUCACUAGACUAGAGGAAGUUCCUUAAUUUUCCCCCCAUGAAGUUGUAUCUGUUUUUAGAGCAGAUUAUUCCGUUCACAACUGUGGCUUCCCCCGUAAUGAAACUACCAUAGUAACACGUGGUUCCCAUGUUAAUAAGCUGCUGCUAAAUCCAGUAUAUGAUUGUUAAUGGUCGGUAGUGGGCUGUGUUCUCCUUCCCUUAAAUAAAGAAACAAGCAGGCACUCUGUACAAUACAUUUGUUAUGUUCAACAUUUUUUAUUUGUAUUUACAAAGAAAUUAGGUGUACAUGUAUAAUGCAGUGUGCUUUGUCAUAUUUGGACUGAUAUCAGUAAUGCAACUGAUGUUUGUAAAUUAAACAGAUAUUACUUCCAUA